Messenger RNA from Apus apus (common swift), 1872 nucleotides. RefSeq names its product E2F transcription factor 5 (gene E2F5). The transcript is spliced from 9 exons. Gene Ontology annotation, biological process: regulation of transcription by RNA polymerase II. Gene Ontology annotation, molecular function: protein dimerization activity; DNA-binding transcription factor activity, RNA polymerase II-specific; RNA polymerase II cis-regulatory region sequence-specific DNA binding. NCBI's taxonomy places the organism in Eukaryota, Metazoa, Chordata, Aves, Apodiformes, Apodidae. Gene Ontology annotation, cellular component: RNA polymerase II transcription regulator complex. Bases 103 to 1233 code for a protein of 376 amino acids. The record is from RefSeq and is a predicted model, not a curated record.
CCCCGCCCCUCCCGCCGCAGCCCUCGGGCCGCGGCUCCGCUCCGGGCUCGGGCCGUUGCAGCGGCCGCGACACGUGGCGCGGCGGGGCGGCCCGCGGGCGGCAUGGCCGCGGCGCCCGAGGCGGCGGGCGGCGGCAGCAGCAGCCGCCACGAGAAAAGCCUGGGGCUGCUGACCACCAAGUUCGUGUCGCUGCUGCAGGAGGCCAAGGACGGCGUGCUGGACCUCAAAGCGGCUGCUGAUACCCUUGCUGUGAGGCAGAAGAGACGGAUCUAUGAUAUCACCAAUGUUUUGGAGGGAAUUGAUCUAAUUGAGAAGAAGUCAAAAAACAGCAUUCAGUGGAAAGGAGUAGGUGCUGGCUGCAAUACAAAAGAAGUCAUAGACAGGCUGAGGUAUCUGGAAGCUGAAAUUGAAGAUCUAGAGCUAAAAGAAAAAGAACUGGAUCAGCAGAAACUGUGGCUUCAGCAAAGUAUCAAGAAUGUAAUGGAUGAUUCUACAAACCACCAAUUCUCAUAUGUAACCCAUGAAGAUAUCUGUAACUGCUUCAAUGGAGACACACUUCUAGCAAUUCAAGCACCUUGUGGUACACAGUUAGAAGUACCUAUACCCGAAAUGGGACAGAAUGGACAGAAGAAAUACCAGAUCAAUCUUAAAAGUAGUUCAGGACCUAUCCAUGUGCUGCUUAUAAAUAAAGAAUCAAGCUCCUCCAAGCCCAUGGUGUUUCCAGUUCCUCCACCUGAUGACCUUGCACAGCCCCCAUCUCAACCUGCAGCUCCAGCAACUCCCCUUAAACCUGCAACAGCUCCUCAAAAUCCACCAGAACAAGGUCUUAAUCAAGGAGAAGAGUUACCACCGACAUCAGUUGUGGACACGCCAUCAGAUGGCAUCACACAGGAGAGCAGUUCAACCCCAUCAGCUCCUUACUCCAGCCUCCCAGAGCCGGUGUUGUACCCCAGCCUUUCAGGAGAUGACGCCCAAGCCACAGCGAGCUCCAGUGACUACCAGGGCUUGCUGCCCCUGGAUGUUAACUGUAUUCUCAAGCCAAACACAUUCGACAUAGCAAAGAUGGAGGAGCCCACAGAAAAUUUCAGUGGGGAUAUUAUUGAUGAACUCAUGUCUUCUGAUGUUUUUCCUCUCUUACGACUCUCUCCUACUCCCGGAGAUGACUACAACUUUAACCUGGAUGAUAAUGAAGGAGUCUGUGAUCUCUUUGAUGUGCAGAUACUAAAUUAUUAGAUACUGUGUCAACCAGACUACUUAUCUACCUCUAAAUAUAACAUUCUAGACUUCUUCAUAACAUAAGUAUUUGAAUAAUGAAUGUAUAACUUCUUAGUUCACUGACUCUGGGAGUUUAUUUCCUUUUGCUUCCUUUAACUACUUCACAAAACAAAUUCAACCAGAAAAAAGGGCUUUCAUCAGAAAUUCUGGCACAUUUUUUCACCUGAGUGUCCUCUGUGUAAUCCAAUUAUUUGGAUUUCUUCUUAGUAAGAAAAGUGAAAAUGCUUUACAGCCUUCUGAUCAUUAAAAAAAAAAAAAAAAAAAAAAAGACUUCUUUCUCACAGUUAACAGCAUUUUCUUUGAAGCUUUACUGCCAAGAAGCCUUUUUUUUUUUUUUUUUUUUAACCUUUCAAUCAAUUUUGGAGCUUUCACUGCCAAGCUGAAAAGUAACGGAUACCAACUUGAGUUAUGCUAAAUUGUUUCAGUGAACCAAUUUUGUGAAGUGCCUUCUGUUUUAGCACUUUAAGUUUCUCACACUGACUUCUGACAUUCCACUUUCCUAGAUGACAGGAAAGGUCUGUUUGUAGUUUGUAUUAAAGUGUGCCAAUACUUGUAUAUUAACAAGAUUUUUUUAAUAAAAUUGUACAAACAAAGCCA